CAGACGACAACCGAAGCCUUCAUCCGCCGCAGAGAGAGAGACCUGCCGCAAAAAUCCACACAGAAAAAGCACAGGGGUUUCUUUCCUUCCUUCCUCCUCCCCCGUGACCCGCCGCCGCAGCGACGAUGAUGGACGGCAGCGCCGACCGCGACCGCGAAAACGGCGGCGGCAACUCGUUCGACGAGGCGGAGGCGGCCUUCUUCGGCCGCGGCGGAGGCCGCGGCUGCUGCUGCUUCUUCCCCUGCUGGCCCGCGCCCUCCUCCUCGUCCUCCUCGGCCGCGCACCAGCGCAUCGGCGGCGCGGCGGACGAGAAGGAGGAAGGCCCCCGCUGGUGGCGGGGCGCGGCGGACGCGGUGCUCAAGGUGCGGGAGUGGUCGGAGCUGGCGGCUGGCCCGCGCUGGAAGACCUUCAUCCGCCGCUUCGGCCGCGGCGGCGCAGCCGGGCAGCGGAACUUCGGCGGCGGACGCAAGCUCAACUACGACGCGCUCAGCUACGCCCUCAACUUCGAUGAGGGCCAUGGCGCCACUCCUGAGCCCGGCGGCGGCGACUACCAGUACCGCGACUUCUCCUCCCGCUUCGCGGCCCCGCCGACGGGCUCCUCCGCCAAGUCCUCCAUGGACCUCGGCGGCCGCGACGCCCCGCCGCUCUUCUUCAGCCCGCCGCCGCCCAUCAUCGAAGCCUGACCGCGUCGAAUCUCCCGCACCAGACCAGAUGAGAUAAGGUCAAAAUUCCAUCAGUUCAAAGGCGGCGAAAAGACGAUGGCCUUUUCCAUUGGGGAGCGCGUGUUCGAUCGGUGAGCGUCUGCGCGAGAUCGCCGUUUCCGUUGCUUUCUCAUCCUCCUCUGUUCCCUUAUUAGAUUGGUUCGUCACUGUACAAAAGGAAAGCGACUGUUACAUUCAUUCCUUGUCAUGAAACUCCGUCCAUGUUAUCACAAUUUUGUCCUCCGAUUGCAGAUGAGAAUCUCAAAAUUCUUUGCUUUUGACCAACAAA
Messenger RNA from Brachypodium distachyon (stiff brome), 990 nucleotides. RefSeq lists its product as uncharacterized. The transcript has a single exon. NCBI's taxonomy places the organism in Eukaryota, Viridiplantae, Streptophyta, Magnoliopsida, Poales, Poaceae. The coding region runs from base 126 to 683 and encodes 185 amino acids. The record is from RefSeq and is a predicted model, not a curated record.